Molecule: messenger RNA, 2429 nt
Organism: Myxocyprinus asiaticus (Chinese sucker)
Lineage: Eukaryota; Metazoa; Chordata; Actinopteri; Cypriniformes; Catostomidae
Product: caveolae-associated protein 4a-like
Exons: 2
Coding region: 173-1129 (318 amino acids)
Biological process (GO): regulation of gene expression
Cellular component (GO): caveola; cytoplasm
Source: RefSeq, a predicted model, not a curated record
GUCCGUCUCAUUCAAGUGUCUUCCAGGCCCUACCACAGCUCCAUGAUCCAGCGUGCCACCCCGUCCCACCCCAUUACCCAACACCCCCCAUACACUAACUCCAUUCGCCGAACCAGGACCUGAGACUUUUGGCAGUUUUAGUCUAGGGUCCUCACUGGAUACAAGGACAAGCAUGGCUGAUAAACUGGGACUUGCAGGUGCGGCAGAUGAGCCCAGUGUCCUAAACAUCUUCUCUCUGCUGGAGAGGGUGUCUGGGAUCAUAGACAACGUACAGGCGUGCCAGCAACGCAUGGAGGAGAGACAGUUGGAGUUGGAGAACAGUGUGAAGACCAUCCAGGCGGACGUAGUGAAGUUGACGAAGGAGCACACAGCUACAAGUAUCACUGUGGAGAAACUUCUGGAGAAAACAUGCAAGGUCAGCUGCCAUGUCAAGGAUGUCCGUGUCCGUGUGGAGAAGCAGAACAUUCGUGUCAAGAAGGUAGAGGAGACCCAAGUUGAGUUGCUGAACAAGAACAAGUUCCGUGUAGUCAUCUACCAGGGAGAUAAUGAGGUCCCAGCUGUAGCUGCCCCUAAAAGCUCUCCAAAGGGAGCAACCGGUGGAGAUGCCUCCAUAGACCCUGAUGCACAGGAGGCCCCACUCCCUGACUCCGAUGAGGAAUACAUGGUUGUCGAGGAGGCAGACUCCUCUACUGCAGCCAGGCUGAAAAAAACCGGCCUGAAACGUAUCGAGAGCCUGAAGCAAACCUUUUCAAGAGAGAACAUGACCAAGACCAAGGAGAACCUGGGCACCAAGGUCAACAAGCUGGGUGAGCGCAUAGUAACGACUGAGCGACGUGAGAAAAUCCGCCAGUCUGGGGAACGCCUAAAACAAUCUGGUGAACGUUUCAAGGAAACCAUCACCAAAACCGUGCCAGCCAAGCUGAACCUUAAGAAGGAGAGGACGGUGGCUGAAGGUCAAGAAGGAGCAGAAGGGACCACAGAGGGUACGGCACCUGUCCCACCACCAAAAGGUCGCAGGACCAGCCCUGACGUGGCCUACACAGAGCCAACAGAGAAACAAGAAGGUGCAGAUGAAGGCAAAGGCGAGGAAUCGGAAGUGCCAAUGUAUGAUAUGAAGCAGCUUUCUUAAGCAGAAAGUCUGACUAAGGGAACCUUGGCAGAUUUGAGUCACGUUUGGGAAAGACUACUGUACAAAUAUGGAAUUGAAGAACUUGAAGGUGAUAAGAUUGGGCCAGUCUAAGAUCUUGAUUUUGAGUGGAUUGUGCUUACGAUAACUGAAUGAACAAAUUAAGGAAGAUACACACAAUAUCCGUUAAGAUAAUUUUGUUGUUGUUUUUAGGAUUUUCUUGUUUACAUUUACCAUGGACUCUGAGAGAUGCAAGGGUUUGUGAAUGUUAUACAGAGAUGAGACUGAGAUGAGCAGGGUAUGGGAUUAUUUAUAAAUACAGCUUAUUUCAAUGUAUGAUUUGUAAAGCCUACAUUGAUCAAUUUAGAAAGCAAAAAAAUUUCCCAAAAUAGCGGAAUUUUCAUUUGAUCUAUCCCACCAUGUGCUUUGGGGAAAACAAGUAUGGACUUUUUCUUUUUCUUCUAAUAUAUUCUGAAUGGUUUUGAAAUGACAUACAACAUUGAAUGAUUUUAGAAUUUAAUUUUAAAUUUAGAUAUUGUAGCUGUCUUCUUAAGUUUAACUAAUUAAUUAAUUAAGAUCCAUUAACUGUGCAAGCAAACCAUUUGUAAAAAAUGUUCUGUGUUAUAAAACAUGCAAACUUUAGAAAACAUACAUUUUUGCAAUCUAACCUUGGCGACAUCACUAUUCAGUUGUAGGAUUUUUAAAUAAACAUUAACUCAAUCAGCGGGUUUCUGAAGAGUCUCUGAAAAUGAAAAAAAAAAAAAAAUGCAUAUAGAGUAUUAGAUGAAUUUGUAAUUCAUAAAUAUUCAACAUCAUAAUUCUCCUGAAGCAAUUAUUCUAGCGAAUUAUUCUAAUGGUACUGGACAUUUGGUGUGUGUGUGUUUUUUUUAAUUGAUUAUAAGUAAAGAGCUUUGCAAUAAAGCUGUGCUUUAAGGAUCUCAAUAGUUCAAAAUGAGAUGCUGCUGUACAGCACUUCAUUUCCAAUAAGAAGCAAUAAAACAAUGCACUGCAAAGUAAUUAUGCAAAAUGUAUGACCACCAUGAGGCACAAUCCUGAAAUAGUUCUUGCAUGUUUGUGCAUUACUUUUACUAAUAAAAAAGAUUUUAUUCCAAGCAUUUAUGUAUUUAAUGACAAAGAAAAAUGUAAUAUAAGACUAAGUUCAUAAAAGACAUUUGUUAGAUACUUAAGAUUCAUGACUAUGGAGGUUGUAUAUUUUAUUCAGUUUAUCAUUUCUAACAUCAGUUAUCUUAGGUCAUUUUACACAGCAAAACUUUUGUAUAACCUUGGCAAUUUCUGUUUUCUU